Molecule: messenger RNA, 10192 nt
Organism: Drosophila innubila
Lineage: Eukaryota; Metazoa; Arthropoda; Insecta; Diptera; Drosophilidae
Gene: pcx
Product: protein pecanex
Exons: 8
Coding region: 20-9808 (3262 amino acids)
Biological process (GO): endoplasmic reticulum organization
Cellular component (GO): endoplasmic reticulum; membrane
Source: RefSeq, a predicted model, not a curated record
GAAUCCGCGUCAGCAUUUUAUGGCCACAACUGGAAGUGGAACGGGAGCGGGAAUGGGAAUGGGCACAGCAGCUGAUACUGCCUCCUGUUCCUCCUCCGCCUCAUUUAAUUCUCCCGCUGCCGUCUUGAUGUUGUCGGCAAUGCCAAGUCAACAACGUUCCUCACGCCUCCAGCGGCAUCGCAGCUCCGAGACGCACGAUGAGCGUCUGAAGCAUCAAAGUCGAGCUGGACUCUUUCACUCCAUGCAACAACAACGCGAGCAGCAACAACAGCAGCAGCGCGAGCAACAACAACAACAACGAGAUCAGCAGCAACAACAACAGCAACAACAACAACAUCAUUUGCAUCCACAACAACAUGAUGUGGAGGACAUGGAAUUGGGUUUGGGUCACGGUCUGGGUCUGGGUCUCGGCUUAAGCAGAAAUCUCAAUAAUCAAUCGUGGAUCUUGGACUCGUCAUCGGAUGUGUAUCUGGAGGAUGAUAGCUAUACCAAAUCAGAUCUGGCCAUUGAGCAGCAAACGAGCAAUGGAUCCGGCUCCGGAUUGGGAUUGGGAUUCCGUGGUCAGCAGCAUCAGCAGCAGCAGCAUCUACAGCACCAUCAUCAUGUGCAUCAUAAUCCGCAUCCGCACCAGCAACUGCAUCCCAAGCAUGCCAAGCAUCACAAUUUUCCCGCGCUGAUACGCAAGGAUCCCAAUAGCACCAUGUCGGCAUUGCAGCUCUCAGCCAGCUCCAGUGCCGGGCAGGCACAGAGCACAGAUGGCGGCAUUGGUGGCAUCACUGGCACCAAUCGCACUGGCGGCACAGCGGCGAUGAAACGACGACGACAUUCCAAUGCCACCAGCUAUCAGAAGCAAAGUCAAACGGGCUCCAAAUCCACAUUGGCGCCAAGUGGCGGAGCCAACUGUUCCGGCUCCACUCCAGCCAACUGCCACUCCCACUCCAACGCCCACUGCAACUCGGGUAAUGGUGUGCGUCGCAUUAAGAGCGCCGCCUUGGAGGUGCUCUGUCCGCAGGCAUCUGUGUCCAAUCUCAGUCCGCAUCCCAACAGCGUGGAGGCGAUAAGUGGACAGCCAGGAUUGAGGAAUCCACUGCCGCCGCCCAGCAAAUGUCUGGUGAGGAAUCAGCAUUUGAAUCUAUAUCCACCACGUCUGGUGGAUCAAAACUAUACGGAAAGUGGCAGUGGCAGUUGUAGUAGCGUCAUCUUUGGCAGCUCCAGUGCCUGUGGUUCCACGACGGCAUUAAUAGAGCCACCGGUGUAUCCCAUAGUGGAGCAUCUGGAUGAGAAGACGACGGAGGAUAAGACGGGUAAUGGCAUUAGAAUGGCCAUGGCAAUGGGUGUGGGAGUGGGAGUGGGAAUGGGCCAUGACCAUGACGAUGAUGAUGAUGAGCUGGAUGAUGUGCCGCGGAGACGACGGACACGCGCCCUGGGCUGCAGUCAGACGCAUCACAGCGCCGAAUCCGAUGUGGGUGGUAUCCUGGCGGAUGAUGAUGAUGAUGUCUUCAAGGAUUUCGAUGAUAAUCUCGAGCAUAUACUCAAUGAGCUGCAGCAGACGCACAGUCAGCUGGACGAUGUGCUGAAAACCACAACAGCUGGAGCGGCACAAGCAGCUGCUCCGCCCACUUCAACUCCAACUCCAGCUGCUCCUUCGACUGUGGCAGCCUCCGAUGAUGAGGAGACGGAGGAUAACAAUACGGGUUCACGUUCCCCGCUGCUCAGCAAUCGCCAGCAGCAGCAAUCCGCCAGGGAAAUGGCCGCCGAGCAGGCGUUGCGUCAGGAGCUCGCCCAGGACCAUCGGCAUUGUGCACUGCCGGGAGCGGGAAUGGGAUCAGGAGCGGGAGCAGCGGGAUCAGCUGCUAAUCCCGCACAGCAACGCAGCCAGCUGAUAAGAAGUGAAGCGGACUCGGGCUGUCCAUCUAGCGACUGUGAGCAGGUGAGCGCCAGCUCCAAGGAUCAGCUGCUGGCGGGCAUGGACAAUGCGCCACCAUGUCAAAACCAAUCUCAAUGCCAAUCCCAAUCUCAAUCCCAGACAGCGGAUGAUGAGGAGCAACCAUGCACAUCACGCAUGGCAGCUGGACGGAGUCUGGGAGCGAUACCCAAAGUGGUCAAGUAUCGGGAGGUGGACGAACUGCGUCGACGUCGUGUCCUGGCGGAUGCGAGCACCACAGAUGGAGGAGCUGCCAACAAUGAGCUGUCACUGGUGAAGCAGGCCCUGAAGCUCUCCAUGCUGCCCAGCGGCGCCUCGAGGAACUCCUCCAGCUCCAAUUCGACGCACAGCAUCAGUUUGACGGAGAGCCUGACGGCGGACAUCCACAAGAUGCUGUGGCUGAUGCACGGCGGUGCGGUGGAUGAGCGGGGUCGUCCCAUUGCCGGCAUACUGCCAGAUGGCACUCCCGUGCCCGCCAAUCCCAGCAUAGUGCCACCCAACAUGUCCAGUGCGCACUUUCAGUUCUAUCAGGAUGCGAUCCAGGCACUGCAGGGUGCCUCCAGUUCCGUGGAGCACAUGGCGCACAUUGAGCGAGCCUUCUGGGAUAAGAUGCGCUGGGAUGCCAAGCCGGCGGAAGGCGGCACAGGUGCAGGAGCAGCUGGUAGUGGCGGUGGAGCAACUGCAUCAUUGGGCUUGCUCGCCGCACGCGAUGCGUCGCCGCCAACGGCAAAUGCGGCGCAAUUCUCACUCCAGGGAUUAUUCAAUGUGAUGCGCAGCGAGCGUCAAACGGCACGCAAUGAUGCACUGCAGCAACAGCUGAACGAAGCAGCCGCCGCAGUGGCAGCGGCAGCAGCAGCAGCGGCAGGAUCAGGAUCAGCAACUGGAACAGCAGGCGGCACGGGAGCAGCAACGGGAAUGGGUAUGGGAUCAGGAGCGGGAGCAACUGGUGGCAAUGUCUGCUCCACGGAUGCCGCCGUCAAUGCAGCGAUUGCCGCUGCAGCGGCCAACUCGCAGCAGCAGCUGAAUCAACCCAUGCUCAAUGUGGAGGGACACUUUGCACCCUACUGCGACUACUGGCGUCCACCAUGUCUGCUCGCCGCCGAGAAGCCGGUGCCGCCCAAGAGUUUCUACAAAUACCGCUUCAAAUGGUGUGGACACGAGCAGGAGUUCAAGAUAGCCAUGGAUCGGUUGGAACUGUUGGCUUUAUUCGAUCGGGAUCUGCAUUGGCUGCAUGUGCUCCUGGCCAGCGUGUUGUGCACCUUGGUUGCCUGCCUGGGAGCGGCAAUACUCCAGCAUAAUCACUACAAGGAUCUGUGUGUCCUGCUCUUUUGUGGCGUCAUCGCCGGCGCACAAUAUUCGCUGGUGAAGAGCGUCCAACCGGAUGCGGCGUCUCCGGUUCAUGGUUUCAAUAAAACGGUCGCCUAUUCCCGCGCCAUCUACUUCUGCAUCUGUGGCGGUUUAUUGCUGCUCCUCAAGCGCCUGGAUGCGGAGUAUUCGCAACGUCCGCCGGCGGCCUUAAUCUUCUUUGGCGUCCAUUAUUCACCGGCCAGUGUGGUGACUCUGCUCCUGCAGUCGUUGUAUGUGCUGUUGCUCUGCUUUCCCAUCAUCUUCUCGGUGGGCUUGUGUCCACAGAUCAACACAUUCCUCAUGUAUCUCCUCGAGCAGCUGGACAUGCAUCUCUUUGGCGGCAAUGCGGCGAGCAGUCUCUUGGGUUCAUUUCUCUGCCUGCUGCGCUCGGUGCUGGCCAUAAUGCUGCUCUAUGGACCACUUUAUGCGGCGCUGGACGAGCAGAGGGGAACACAGUAUAUACUGUUCUCCAUCUUCUGUGCGAUGCUGAUUCCGUUGGGUUAUCAUCUGUCGCGAUCGGCCAGCGAUUUCAGUCACCUGUGGCGUCUCAUCAAGACGUGCAUUGUGAGCACGUAUCGGGAGGAUGAGGAGGAGCCAAGUCAUCAUCCGCACAGCAGUCGCAAGAAUCAAAAUCCAAAUCCAACUCAACAACAACAACAGCAGCAACAACAGCAACAACAACAACAAGGGAGUCGAGGGAAGCGUCAAGUGGAGCUGGUGUCCAGUAGGACACGGCAACAGGAGCUGGUCAGUUCCAUAGGGAAUAGUCAGGAGCAUAUUGAGUUGAGUUCGCUGGAGAAACUGGCCAUCAAUGAGGAUCAACAGCAGCGGCAGCAGCUGGAGGAUGAGGAACAGGAGGAAGCUGAAGCCGAUGCGGAGGCGGAGGCGGAUCAGCAGGCAGACGCGGAUCAGGAGGCACAACUGGAACUGCAGUUGGAGCAUAAGCAUAGCAAAUCCAAGGCAUCCUCUCUGGGCAGCAGUCAAACUCUGGGCAAGACCAUAAGCAGCAGCAAAAGAGCCAUCACCGCGUCCAGUUCAUAUGCCUCCAUUGGCGUCGAUGCUGGCGAGGAUGGGCAGGUGGAUUUACCCAGCGAGGAUGUCAAACUGGAGGAGCAUGUCUAUGAGGAGGAGCCCAAAACAGCUGGCAUUCCAGAUUCCCAGGAUGACAAGAUCUCCAGCUCGUCGACCACCAAUCCGGGUGACAUGUCCACCUUGACCGCCGGUGCCGGCACAGCAACGACGGAUGUGGAUGCGGGAAUUAUCGAUCCGGAACCCGAUACGGAUACAAAUCAUGCGCCGGAUAUGGACAACGGGGAACUGGACAAUGAGUUGCCAGAUCCAUUGCCCAGGAAACUUCAGGCCACCGUAACGACACGUCUGAAAAACGAUCUCGUUGUGAUGACUCUGCUCGGAGUCAGUGUGCUCGUCCUGCAUUGCAGCACGGUCUUUACGGUGCUCCAGCCGGAUCUCAAUGUGGUUCUCUAUGCCUUCAUUGGCACCUUGGGUGUGCUGCUCCACUACGCCGUGCCCCAGAUGAGGAAACACAUGCCGUGGCUCUGUUUCGCCCGUCCACUGUUGCGGCAGAAGGAAUUUGGACAAUUUGAGGUGCUGAAUGCACCACAGAUCAUGUGGUUCGAGAAGUUCUACAUCUAUCUGAGUGUGCUGGAGCGGAAUGUGCUAUUCCCACUGUUGGCCAUCUCAUCGCUGACCGCCGAUUCCCAAUUGAUUGCCACCAAGUUUGGCGUUCCUUGGGGAACUCUCAUUGUCGCUGUUUGUGCUCUCAAAUUUGUACGCAAUGCAUAUUCGGAUCCAACCAAUCAAUAUCUGAUCAUCAUAUUCACCGUCCUGCUCUUUCGCAUUGACUUUGCAAUGGCAACCGAAAGCUUUAUUAUCGACUAUUUCUUUGUCUCGCUCGCCUUUCGCAAAUGCUGCGAUUUUCUGCUCAAGUUGCAGUUUAUUGUGACGUAUAUUGCACCAUGGCAGAUCACCUGGGGAUCGGCAUUCCAUGCAUUUGCCCAACCAUUUAGUGUUCCACAUUCGGCCAUGUUGUUCCUGCAAGCGGGUAUAUCCGCACUUCUAUCGACGCCAUUGAAUCCAUUUCUCGGCAGCGCCAUUUUCCUCACCUCGUAUGUGCGUCCCGUGAAAUUCUGGGAACGGGAUUACAACACUCGCCGCAUUGAUCACUCCAACACACGUCUCAGCUCCCAGCUGGAGCGCGACUUGGGCGCCGAUGAUAACAAUCUGAAUAGCAUUUUCUAUGAGCACCUCACCCGAUCUCUGCAACAUUCCCUCUGCGGCGAUUUGCUCAUGGGUCGCUGGGGCAAUGUCAACCAAGGCGACUGUUUCGUGCUCGCCUCCGAUGAUCUGAAUUGCUUGGUGCACAUCAUCGAACUAGGCAACGGACUCUGCACAUUUCAGAUGCGGGGCCUGGAGUUUCGGGGCACGUAUUGUCAGCAGCGUGAGGUGGAGGCGAUAACGGAGGAUGUGGAGGAUAAUGACGGCUGUUGUUGCUGUGAUCCUGGACACUUGCCGCGCCUACUCAGUGCGAAUGCCAUGUUCUCCACACGCUGGCUUGCCUGGCAAGUGGUUGCCGCUCAGUAUGUCAUCGAGGGUUAUUCCAUAUCCGAUAAUCUGGCGAGUGCAACGUUGCAGGUCUUCGAGUAUCGCAAGGUGCUCAUCACCUACUACAUUAAGAGCAUUAUCUAUUAUGUGGUGAAGAAUCCAAAGCUGGAGCAAUGGCUCGCCUCGGGACCCAUUCAGGAGGCACUGCAGCAUACGUUGAGUCGUCAAUUUGUGGAUCUGGAUCCCAUAUUCAAUUUCAAUCUGGAUGAGGAUUUCGAUUUUCGUGCCGUGGGCAUUACGAGAUCCAGUUUCUGUUAUGUCUACCUCAAGUGGAUCAAUUACUGUGUGGAUAAGCGCAAGGAGCUGCAAUUGGGCAAGGAGACACCAACGAUGACGACGACGACAAUGCCAAUGCCGAUGGCGACAGCUGCAACUGGAGUCGGAACUGGAGUAGCGACAUCCACAGCGCUGCCAGCAGCCACAAUAAAUACAGCAACAGUUGGAGGAGGAGCCGGAGGAUUGGGAGUAAGCAUAGCUGUUGCAAGUGGCACAGCUGGAGCAGCAACGGGAACAACCACAGCGAAUAACACACCCGCCCACAAUGAUUCCAAGAGCACACCGAAUCUGUCCUCGCAUGGCGCUGCCACUGCACCACAGUCCAAAUCCCAAUCCCAGCAGCAGCUGCGCAGUGUGGUGCGUCCCCAGAAGAGUGCCACGAUGAGUGGCAGUGGCAGCGGUGGCAGCGGCAGCGGAAGCACUGCGCCACAUCAUGUGGUCCAAGAAUCCAGCGAGCAUUUAAGUAGUUCCCAUAGUUUUGCCAACAUCUCGCGGCAGACGUCGGAGAGUGCGCCCGGAUUGGGUGGCUAUGUCACCUACAUGGAUCAGAAUGUGUUUGUCAAGUUGUCCAAGGCAACGACAACAACCACAACAGCCACGGGAACGGGAAUGGGAAUGGGUAUGGGCAUGGGAAUGGGCAUGGGAAAAUCAUCAUUGCGCAAGGAGGAUUCGCCGAGGAACACCAAUCACCAUCAAUCCAACAUGAGUCAACAGGAUGGCAAUCUGACCACCAUACUGCCCAGCACAGUGCCCUCAAUGACAACGACACAGCGACCAGCCCUGAAGCUGAAGGUGGCCAGUGUGUCCAAGGAUGCACCAUUGGUGUCACUGUGCCUCGCCUUGGGUCUGCUGGCGCGUCGUUCCUUGGCCACCGCCUCGCACAGUUCGCUGACCGGUGUGGAGUUCUUUUUGCAUGGUCUGCAUGCGCUCUUCAAGGGUGACUUUCGGAUCACCUCGCCCAGGGAUGAAUGGGUCUUUGCGGACAUGGAGCUGUUGCAUUCCGUCGUUGCGCCCGCCGUUAAAAUGGCCUUGAAAUUGCAACAGGAUCACAUCACAAAUCCCGAUGAGUUCCUCGAUCCCCAUGCCCUGUAUGAGGCCAUCGAUAGCUGCUCCAAGGAGCUGGUCAUCUCCCAUGAGGCAGAUCCCGUGUGGCGCAGUGCUGUGCUCCGUGGUGCACCCAAUCUGCUCGCCCUGCGCCACGUCAUGGAGGAUGGCUCCGAUGAGUAUCGCAUCAUUCGCCUGACGAAGCGUUUCCUCAGCUUUCGUGUCAUCAAGCUGAAUCGGGAGUGUGUGCGUGGUCUCUGGGCAGGACAGCAGCAGGAAUUGAUCUAUCUGCGCAAUCGCAAUCCGGAGCGUGGCAGCAUCCAGAAUGCCAAGCAGGCAUUGCGUAAUAUCAUCAACUCCAGCUGUGAUCAGCCCAUCGGGUAUCCCAUCUAUGUGUCGCCGCUGACCACAUCCUAUGCGGACACGAAUUCGCAGCUGUGUCAGGUGAUCGGCGGUGCCAUUACCUUGGACACAAUUCGACAAACCGUGCUGGAUUGGUGGCAUCGCAUACGGGAGCGUUGUCGCCAGGGCUGCAGCUCCGGCUCUGCCAUGGAGGCGUCUAUGCAGCUGGGCGCCUGCAAUUUCGGCAGCGGUGGCAGCGUGGUGGGUGCGGGUUCCACCAUGGCAGGAGCAGGAGGAGUUGGAGUGGGAGUGGGCGGAGCAGGUGGCGGACUAGGAGCAACUGGCUCGACGGGAGCGGGCGGUGUCGCUGCUGCUCUGGGAGGCAGUGCACCCGGCACAGCGUCCAGCGCUGGCGGGGAUUCGGGUGAAUUGGCGCCCGUAUUCAUAUCGGCGCCACUUUACAACACGCUCACCGUCAACAGCUAUUACGGCGUGCGUGGCAAUGUCGCCGGCAUGAGUGGCAUCUCCGGCAGCCUGGGUGGCAGCUAUGUGAGCGACACCCUGGCGGUGGUGCGCGGCGGACUCGCCGUAAUGCCCGUGAAACCCACCUCGACCACCCUAAUUGCCGGACUCUUGAAUCGCGAACGGGAUCAGGAGGUGGCCUCCGUCUCCGGGUCGACACUCCGGGCCAGCGGCAGCAGUGGACCACGCAGUGUACGCAGCAGUGGUGGACAGUUGCAGGCCAGUGCCCGUCGUGCCACAUUGCCCAUUGCCAGCGGUGCCACGGUGGCCAGUGGUGGCGAGACGGCUCUGCCUCCCAAGGAUGCCCCCCAAGCACGCUCCGAUCUGGUCGAAUACGAGCCGAGUCCGCGCUCCAACAAACUCUCCUCCUCCUCCGGCAGUCUGGGCGUUGGCAUGGGCGUGGGCAACAUCAUCACCACGCCUGGGGAUUAUCCCCGCAAGACCAAGGGUCCCAUUUGCCUCAUGGCCAACGAGACGGCGCCGGGAGGCACGAGUCCAGCGGCAACCACAACCACAGUGGCAUCCACAACGCAUCUGACGCCGAGGAAGCCAAGGAUCGAGAUCUACCGAAAGGUCAUUAUCGUGGACGACACGGGGAUCUACGACUGCCUGGACAUAAUUGAUGCUGUGGUCUGGCCAGCGGAUCACAUGCGAGCGAAUGGCGGACGCUUGAGCUGGAAGGAUUGGGAGCCGAGUGCGGGAAUGGUGGGACAUGUGGUGCAUGUGUGGGUGCCGAAUCACAAGGAUAUUCUGUUUCGAUCCCAUGUCAAUCGCUGUGUGUAUCUCAUUGAGAUUGGUGAGCAUUAUGUGCCCGUCGAGGAGCUGGGAUUGCGGGAGUAUAAUCAAAUUCUGGGCAGCAGCAGCGAGGAGAUGACAAGUUCACGUCGCAGCUCAAUACCCAGGGAACAGAAAUUCGCUGAGGUGCGGGCAUUCAUGAGUAAAUCCCGUAAGCAUAAGAUUCGUGCUGUGAGCAGCAGCAGUUCCGAGGAUGAGGAUGACGAGGAGCAGGAGCAGGAGCAGGAGGAGCAGCCGGAGGACGACAAUGGGGCCAGGUGUAGCACUCCAGCAGCUGCGAUUGGUGCCAUGUCAUUGCCUCCGGGUGUCACAGCGCCACCUGGCAUCGAUCUGAUGAACUUCAAUACGUUGCUCAACAUGUGGAAAUUGAUUGCGGACAAGAAGAAGCAGGCCAUCAAUAUCGAUACAUCGGAGCCAUUUGCCGCCUUUGAUUAUACGGGUGAAUUGCCGCCGGAAUUGAUGCGACAGCUGGAGGAGAGUCGUCUGGCCCAGCAGCAGUUGCUGGAGGAGCAGCAGGAGGAGGAGUUGCGCCAGCAUCUGCAGCAGCUCGAGGAUGAGGCGAUUGCCCUGGAGGCCGAACGGGCCGCGCAUCCCUGUGAGAUCAUAACGCCGCCCUCAGCGGAGGAACUGUCGCUGUCGCUGGAGCCGAGUGGAACACCAACGCCCACAAGCACGCCCACAACCACGACGCCGCCGCCAAAGUCACAAACGGAGCAGGAGCUGGUCCAGGAGGAGGAGAAGGUGAUGGAGAAGGAGACAGAGACGGAGAAGGAAACACAACCGAUGCAGUCCAAAGAGGAGAGGCAGACAGAGAUGGAGCCGGAGAUGAAGACAGAGUUGGAGCUGAAGAAAGAAGAGUUGGAAAGCAAGGAGACGAAGCAGCAACAGAAAGAUGAUAAUGACGAUGAUGACGAUGAUGAUGGAACCACUGUUUAAAAAGCAGAAAAUCUGUAAUAAUUUGUCAAAGAAAACGAAAAGAAAAGAGAGAGCAAAGAAUGUUAUAUCAUUUGAAAGAACAAUUACCCAGCGUAAAGCCCCAACAAAUACGAAUUCAACAAAAUACUUCCAAGUAAUCAAAGUAGAGUUUUUAAAACGACUGUAUAAAGCAUGGAUUAAUGUAAAUAACAAACAAUUAUACAUACAUAUAUAUAUAAACAUAUAUAUACAAUACUAUUAGCUAUAGAUUUGUUAUACUAUUGUCGCCUGUAUAUACAGAUAUAUCUAUAUAUAUACAUAUAUAUAUAUAUAUAGAAUGAGCGAGAGAGAUAAACGGUUGGAUUAGCUUUUUCACUAAAUUGUAGUUUAACAUCAUAAGAAAUU